Colletotrichum chrysophilum is the source of this 1782-nucleotide messenger RNA. RefSeq lists its product as uncharacterized. The transcript is spliced from 3 exons. Gene Ontology annotation, biological process: nucleoside transmembrane transport. Gene Ontology annotation, cellular component: membrane. The record is from RefSeq and is a predicted model, not a curated record. Bases 1 to 1782 code for a protein of 593 amino acids. NCBI's taxonomy places the organism in Eukaryota, Fungi, Ascomycota, Sordariomycetes, Glomerellales, Glomerellaceae. Gene Ontology annotation, molecular function: symporter activity; nucleoside transmembrane transporter activity.
AUGACUUCAAUAGAUGCACGGCCAUCCGCAGAUAGAGCGCAUGAAACCAGCAAUGGAAGUGAUUUUGAGAAGACAAAACAGACGCAGAAUGACGACUCAAAGCAGCGGGAGGACCACAGCCCGAAGACCGGAGGAAGCACGGAUGGAAGCGACCUCGAAGCUGGCGUUGAGCAGGUGGAAGGCGUCCGAGACACGAAGAAGAAGAAGUUCAGGAUUUCAAAAUUCUACAAGAAGUACAGGCUUCCGAUACACAUUGUCAUAUGGCUGGCAUGGACGGCAUGGUGGAUCGUCGGCCUCAUCUUCCAUCGGUCAGAUAGCCUCGGAUGGCUUAAGCCGUUCUUGGUGUACCUUGCCAUCACCAUCCGCAUCAGCACACUAUGGCUCCCUGCUGCCUCGGUGAUGAUCCCUCUGCGGUUCAUCUGGCGAAACACGAUGUUCAUGGCGUACGACAUGACGCCGCAAAAGCUGCAUAAACCAAUCGCCGCCGUGAUCACUGUGGCAGUCUUCAUCGUCGGCGCGAUGAUUCCCGCAGAAGUCGGCGACAACACCCGCGCAAGUCGAGCGAUCUCACUCUUCGGCCUCGUCCUCCUGAUCGCUCUCCUCACGGCCACAUCCCGAGACUGGAGGAAGAUUCCAUGGCAUACCGUCAUCGGAGGCAUGCUCACCCAGUUUCUCAUCGCCGUGUUUGUCCUGAAGACGAGCGUGGGAUACGACAUCUUCGCCUUCAUCUCAGAGAUGGCUAGGACGCUCCUUGAGUUUGCAAAAGAUGGCCUCCGGUUUCUCACGGACGACGAGGUCCCGACGAAAACAUGGUUUCUCAUCAACGUUGUCCCGCCAAUCAUCUUCUUUAUCUCUCUUGUACAGCUACUAUAUCAUUGCGGGCUACUGCAGUGGUUCAUCGGAAAGUUCGCCAUCUUCUUCUUCUGGACCCUCCGGGUUUCCGGCGCCGAAGCCGUAGUAGCCACCGCGACCCCGUUUGUGGGGCAAGGAGAAUCGGCGAUGCUCAUUAAGCCCUUCAUCCCACAUCUGACCCUCGCCGAGAUACACCAGGUGAUGACCUGCGGGUUCGCGACGAUAGCUGGGUCGGUGCUGGUCGGGUACAUCAGUCUCGGCCUCAACGCGCAAGUCCUCGUUUCAUCGUGCAUCAUGUCGAUACCUGCGAGCUUAGCAGUGUCGAAGUUGCGAUACCCGGAGACCGAAGAGACCAUCAGCUCGGGCAAGAUCACAGUCCCAGAAGACGAAGAAAAGGCUGCCAAUGCCCUACAUGCGUUCGCAAAUGGGGCGUGGCUGGGAGUCAAAGUGGCUGGCAUGAUCGUCGCAACUCUUCUCUGCGUGAUCUCCUUUGUGGCCCUCGUUAAUGGCCUCCUCGGCUGGUGGGGGAGGUACUUGAAUAUCAUCAACCCGCCGCUGACGCUUGAACUCAUCCUCGGAUACGUUUUCUAUCCGGUGGCAUGGUGUCUCGGGGUGCCGAACAAGGACCUUCUGGUCGUAGGAGAACUCAUCGGCAUCAAGAUCAUAACAAACGAGUUCCUGGCUUUCAAGUCACUCUCAAGCAACGCCGAGCCAUACGUCUCGAUGUCACCUCGCUCACGGCUUAUUGCUACGUAUGCAUGCUGUGGCUUCGGGAAUGUCGGCGCCCUCGGCACGCAAAUCGGCGUUCUCUCUCAGAUCGCGCCCGGUCGUGCAGCCGACGUCUCCAGAGUAGCCGUCUCCGCGUUGUUUUCAGGUAUCCUGUCGACUCUGACUUCCGCCAGCGUUGCUGGUAUGUUGUACACUGGAUAG